UAAAUCGAGGCCUGCCCUUCUCUCAGAACUCUCAAAGGACCAAACUUUACCCUUCUGGUUUUGGGUAACCACUAGGACACUUCCCAAGCCAAAUUGGGAAACUGAUUCAAGACUAUGAGGUAGCAUGAUGGGUAGCACCAUCUUGUCUCUGCGCCACAAAGACACAACCUUUAACCAUUUGAAGCAAAUUCACUCCCUCCUCAUUACCCUUGGCCCAUCACAAAACGAUUGCUUGCUGCCCAAGCUUCUCACUUCCAUUGCACCCACCUCUAAGCCUACCCAUCUUGCCUACGCUUCCUUCCUCAUUGACCAUGUACAAGAACCCACCUCCACUCACCUAUGGAACUCCAUCAUCAGAGCAUUUUCUACUACUUCAGAGCCUCACAGGUCCCUUGUUUCAUAUUCAACAAUGCGCCGAAGCGGGGUCGUUCCGGACCAGCACACCUUCCCAUUGCUGCUCAAGGCCUUUCCCAAGUUGAAAAACAAAGACCCAUUUCAGUUUUAUGCUCAUACAGUGAAAUUUGGAUUGAAUUUGGAUCAGUUUGUGGGGAAUUCGUUUAUAUCUGUGUUGUCUGGUUGUGGGUACUUGGAGGCUGCACACCAGGUGUUUGUUGAAAGUACUGAGAAGGAUGUGAUUGCUUGGACGGCGUUGGUUGAUGGGUAUGUUAAGAAUGGUCAUGCUUUGGAAGCAAUGAAGUGUUUUGUGGAAAUGAGAUUGGUUGGGAUUAGGGUUGAUGAGGUGACUGUUGUUAGUGCUCUUUGUGCUGCUGGAAUGGCCGGUGAUGUUUGGUUCGGGCGGUGUGUUCAUGGCUUCUAUGUAGAAGCAGGCAGAGUAAAAUGGGAUGUCUUUGUUGGUAGUGCUCUUGUUGAUAUGUACAUGAAGUGUGGCUGCCAUGACGAUGCUCGAAAAGUGUUUAGUGCCAUGCCGAGUAAAAAUGUGGUAUCUUGGACUGCGUUGAUAGCGGGUUAUGUGCAAUGUGAGAAAUAUAAAGAUGCACUGCUUGUCUUGAAAUGUAUGGUUUCGGAGGAUGUCAAGCCUAACCAAUCUACAUUGUCGAGUGUACUUACCUCUUGUGCGCACGUAGGGGCAUUGGAUCAAGGAAAGUUGAUCCAUGGCUAUAUAUAUAGGCAUAGAGUACAAGUGAACAUGUUGCUUGGAACAGGGUUAGUAGAUAUGUAUGCAAAAUGUGGGUGCAUUGUUAAGGCUCUAUCGGUUUUCAGCAAGCUGCCCAGCAAGGAUGUCUUUACAUGGACUGCUAUGAUUAAUGGGUUGGCAUCACAUGGGGAUGCUUUAGGCGCUUUGAACUUAUUCUCGCAGAUGUUACAGAAUGGAGUUCUACCCAAUGAAGUAACCUUCAUGGGUGUUCUUAGUGCGUGUGCUCAUAGUGGCCUUGUAGAUGAGGGACGCAAGGCUUUUGGAUCAAUGAAGCAAGUUUUCCAUUUGGAGCCAAAUGUAGAUCACUACGGCUGUAUGGUUGAUUUACUUGGUAGGGCUGGGUACUUGGAGGAAGCCAGACAAAUGAUCGAGGACAUGCCAAUGUUGCCUACAGCUGGUAUAUGGGGAACUUUCCUUGGUGCUUGCGUGAUUCACAAGAAUUUUGAGCUAGGUCAACUUGCAGGAAGUCAUUUGAUCAAGCUAGAUUCCAAGCACAGUGGAAGAUUCGUGCUUCUGGCAAACUUGUAUUCAACUUGGAAAAAAUGGAAAGUAGCUGCUGGCAUCAGGAAGCUCAUGAAAGGGAAAGGCGUUGAAAAAAUACCAGGGUAUAGCUGGAUAGAAGUCAAUGGUGCAAUGUUCGAGUUCGCUGCGUUUGACAAAUCACAUUCUGAAUCAGAUCAUAUAUAUGUGAUGUUGGAAAACAUGCUUGUGCAGUUGAGACUCUCUGGUUAUGUUCCCGAGACUAACCUACUAGCAUUUUGACUUUGCUGGAAGCUGAUAAUUAAGUAUCAUAGACUAAUCCCAAAGUCUCAAGCAAUAUAUUGACGAGGAUAUUCAGCUUUGAACUUUGUUGCAUAUAUAGUCAGAAAAUGACAAGUUGCUGCAUCAUUUGUCCGGCUUCUUAUCUGAUUAAUUGAAGUUAGACAGAUGCUUAUAGACUACUUUAAAUCUCUUGGAGA
Molecule: messenger RNA, 2115 nt
Organism: Rosa rugosa (rugosa rose)
Lineage: Eukaryota; Viridiplantae; Streptophyta; Magnoliopsida; Rosales; Rosaceae
Product: pentatricopeptide repeat-containing protein At1g50270
Exons: 1
Coding region: 125-1918 (597 amino acids)
Biological process (GO): RNA modification
Molecular function (GO): protein binding; RNA binding
Source: RefSeq, a predicted model, not a curated record